AUGGGGCUCACGUUCACCAAGCUGUUCAGCCGGCUGUUCGCUAAGAAGGAGAUGCGGAUCCUCAUGGUGGGGCUCGACGCCGCCGGAAAGACCACCAUCCUCUACAAGCUCAAGCUCGGCGAGAUCGUCACCACCAUCCCCACCAUCGGAUUCAAUGUUGAAACUGUGGAGUACAAGAACAUCAGCUUCACUGUCUGGGAUGUCGGGGGUCAGGACAAGAUCAGGCCGCUGUGGAGGCAUUACUUCCAGAACACACAGGGUCUCAUCUUCGUUGUGGACAGCAAUGAUAGGGACCGUGUUGUCGAAGCAAGGGAUGAGCUUCACCGAAUGCUGAAUGAGGAUGAGCUGCGUGACGCUGUGUUGCUUGUGUUUGCUAACAAGCAAGAUCUUCCAAAUGCUAUGAAUGCCGCUGAGAUUACUGAUAAGCUUGGACUGCAUUCACUUCGCCAGCGUCAUUGGUACAUUCAAAGCACUUGUGCUACAACUGGUGAGGGAUUGUACGAAGGCCUGGACUGGCUGUCCAGCAACAUUGCAAGCAAGUCCUAA
Messenger RNA from Miscanthus lutarioriparius, 546 nucleotides. The record is from the annotation of a GenBank genome assembly. NCBI's taxonomy places the organism in Eukaryota, Viridiplantae, Streptophyta, Magnoliopsida, Poales, Poaceae.